AAAGAUGUCAGAGGAUACCGAGAAAGAGGUUGCGGAUAAUGCUAGGAUCAGCUCGCAUCCCUACGCGCAUAGAGGCCAUGACGAGGAGGUCGGAAUCGUCAACCAGGGCGGGCAGCUUCGCACGGAUUUGAGGAAUCGUCAUAUGCAAAUGAUAGCAAUCGGCGGCGCUAUCGGAGCUGGUUUGUUCAUCGGAUCGGGUAGUGCUCUAUACAACGGAGGACCAGCUGCAUUGAUCAUCGGCUACCUCAUCGUCGGCGUCAUGUUGCUAUUUACGAUGCAAGCUCUCGCAGAGCUAGCAGUCAUGUAUCCGGUAAACGGGGCGUUCUAUACUUAUGUUGUGAGAUUUGUCGACCCGGCUUGGGGCUUCGCGAUGGGAUGGGACUAUGCGAUCGCUUGGCUUACGGUUCUACCGUUCGAGCUAAUCGCCGCCGGUAUCACCAUCGAAUUCUGGCGCCCCGAUCUCAACAUAGCCAUCUGGGUUACCGUGUUCCUGGUCGUCUUGGCUCUGAUUCAGAUAUUCGGUGUGCGAGGCUACGGUGAAGUCGAGUUUAUCCUUAGUAUGAUCAAAAUUGCGGCUUGUACAGGGUUUAUCAUAUUGGGUAUUGUAAUAAACUGCGGCGGAGUUGGUGAUAGGGGAUAUCUUGGCGCAAAAUAUUGGCAUGACCCAGGGGCUUUCAAGAACGGCUUUAAUGGAUUCGCGGGCGUUUUCGUCGUUGCUGCCUUCGCUUUCGGCGGCACCGAACUAGUCGGUCUGGCAGCCGCCGAGUCGGUCGAUCCUCGACGCGCGAUCCCCAUGGCUUCUAAGCAAGUCUUCUUCCGAAUUGCCUUUUUCUACAUCAUCAAUCUCUUCAUCCUCGGAUUGAUACUGCCAUCAAACGAUACGCGCCUGGCGAACGCGACUGGCUUCAACUCGAGCUAUUCGCCUUUCGUCUUAGCCAUCCAGGACGCCGGAAUCGCCGUCUUGCCGUCGAUAUUUAACGCGGUCAUCACGAUUUCGGUCAUUAGCGUCGCUAAUUCAUGCACAUUCGGCUCGACCCGUACAAUGCAGGCCAUGGCCGAAAGGGGCAUGGCACCUCAAUUCCUCGCGUAUAUCGAUAAAGCCGGCCGACCUCUAUAUUGUAUUAUAGUACAACUUGCAUGCGGUCUUUUAGGUUAUAUUGGUGUGGCGUCGAAUGGGCUAGAUGUCUUCGACUGGCUACUCUCCCUUUCGGGCUUGUCGUACUUAUUCGUAUGGGGAUCUUGUUGCCUCGCCCAUAUCCGGUUCAGGUUAGCCUGGAAGGCACAGGGACGGAGUCUGAGAGAGAUCCCCUAUAGGCCACCGUUAGGAAUCUGGGGCAGUGUCAUCGGCUUGGCUCUUAAUAUCGUCUGUCUGAUUGCAACUUUUUAUAACGCUCUUUAUACGUACCUUGCUGCCCCGAUCGUCAUUUUGUUAUAUGUGUUCUGGAAGACGUGGUCAGGUAGCUGGCGGCAGAUGUGGGUGAAGCUCAACGAUAUCGAUCUGGCGGCCGGAGCUCGGGCCGAGUGUGUGAACUCUGAACGAGGGUAUUCCGAACACACGAGGUUGCCAAUCUGGUAA
This is a messenger RNA of Daldinia vernicosa, 1576 nucleotides long. Its product is annotated as amino acid permease/ SLC12A domain-containing protein. The record is from RefSeq and is a predicted model, not a curated record. Gene Ontology annotation, molecular function: amino acid transmembrane transporter activity. Gene Ontology annotation, cellular component: membrane. Gene Ontology annotation, biological process: amino acid transmembrane transport. Lineage: Eukaryota; Fungi; Ascomycota; Sordariomycetes; Xylariales; Hypoxylaceae. Bases 5 to 1576 code for a protein of 523 amino acids. The transcript is spliced from 8 exons.